Periophthalmus magnuspinnatus is the source of this 4326-nucleotide messenger RNA. Its product is annotated as solute carrier family 35 member E2A-like. The transcript has 9 exons. Bases 510 to 1658 code for a protein of 382 amino acids. The record is from RefSeq and is a predicted model, not a curated record. Gene Ontology annotation, molecular function: antiporter activity. Lineage: Eukaryota; Metazoa; Chordata; Actinopteri; Gobiiformes; Gobiidae. Gene Ontology annotation, cellular component: Golgi apparatus.
GUUUCCGGUGAGUGUUGUUUGUUCGCUUGACUCUUCACUGAUGGACGCAGCCACGUCUCAUCUUCAGACGCCAGAACCAGAGCCGCCUGGAGCCCGCAGGCCGUGAGCGCUGGUGCCGCAGGUUGUGCCGCAGUUUGUGCCGCUCUUUGUGCCGCUCUGUCCGUUGUCCUCUCCUCUGUGCCGCCGCUCUCCUCUGCGCUGCGCAGACCCACAGCUGCUGCACGUCCUUUGUUCCGCUUCCUCCUGAGUCCUGAUCCGAACUGAUCCAGUCCGAAAGGACCGAGCACCUGAGGCCAGGACCUCCCCCCGCGGCGGGCUCUGCUCUGCGGGACAAACUGCCUGGAUCUGGGGUACGCUCGUGUUUUUGCAGCCUGGAUUACGCAGCGUGGCAAACGUGCCUCUGGGAGCUCUCCUCCCGCUGAGGGCAGUGAUGGCCUGAGCAUACCUCUGCUCCAAACCUGUGUUACCCACCUAUACCUCCAGCUGGCCCUGGAGAACCCUGUGACGUCAUGACGGGGGGCCGGUCUGUGUCCAGACACCCAAUGUGGCGGCUGCUGGCCCCUCUGGGCAGGGGCCCGGAACGUGUGGUGCUGGCGCGCAGUGAGAGCCUGUCGGGGGAGCAGGUGCUGAAGAUCACCGUGACAGAGACCACAGUGAUCGAGGCUGAGUCUGGGGUGUGGAGCAGCCGCUCCUUGGCCUACAUGGGCCUCUGGUACUUCUUCAGCUUCUGCACACUCUUCCUCAACAAGUACAUCCUGUCCCUGCUGGAAGGGGAGCCCAGCAUGCUGGGCGCGGUGCAGAUGCUGUCCACCACUCUGAUUGGCUCUCUGAAGAUGUGUGUGCCGUGCUGUCUGUACCAGCACAAGCCUCGCUCCGAGUACCCCGCCAACUUCAUCAUGAUCAUGCUCUUCGUCGGGCUCAUGAGGUUCGUGACCGUGGUCCUGGGGUUGGUCAGUCUGAAGAAUGUGGCUGUGUCAUUUGCUGAGACAGUCAAGAGCUCCGCCCCCAUCUUUACUGUCAUCAUGUCCCGUCUCAUCCUGGGCGAGUACACCGGGCUGUGGGUGAACCUGUCCCUGUUCCCUGUCAUGGCUGGGUUGGCUCUCUGCACAGCCACAGAGCUCAGUUUCAACAUGCUGGGCUUCUCUGCUGCUCUUUCCACCAACAUCAUGGACUGUUUACAGAAUGUAUUCUCCAAGAAACUGCUCAGUGGAGACACAUAUAAGUUCAGCCCUCCGGAGCUGCAGUUCUACACCAGUGCGGCUGCUGUGAUCAUGCUUAUACCUGCCUGGGGAUUCUUACUGGAGAUACCGGAGAAGAGCCGGAGCCUGUACCUGAGCCAGGACGUGCUGCUGCUGUUGCUGUUUGAUGGAGCUUUGUUCCACCUGCAGAGUGUGACCGCCUACGCCCUAAUGGGACGCAUCUCCCCUGUCACCUUCAGCGUGGCAAGCACAGUGAAGCACGCCCUGUCCGUGUGGCUCAGUGUCAUCGUCUUCAGUAACCAUGUGACCCUGCUCAGCGCCGUGGGGACCAUCUUUGUCUUCAUCGGGGUCUUCCUUUACAACAAGGCACGCCAGUUUCAGAGGGGCGUGCUACAAGAUCUGGCCCAGCAGAACGUCGCAGUGCCACAGGAUAAGGAUACCCCAGCACAUCCUCACUGAGAGCUCUGGCACACCCACGCUGAGAGCCGUGUUCCAAAUCUCAGAACAGGGACCUCGAAGUUUCCUUGUUUUUUCUUGGCCUCCUCGUUUCAUUCAUCUAACACUUUAUAGGAGGUUGAUUUAAAUCUACAAGUGGCCUUUUAUUGUCUAUGUGAUGACAUAAACUAGGAACGUAAAUGUAAAAGUUUCAGUGUAAUCUUCUAAACAAGGGUAUAAAGUGAGUGUUCUACACUUUUGACUUUAAACAUGCACAUGCAACAUGCAGGUAGAGGGUCUGCCAUCUUGCCUCCAUGAAAAUGUUCCACAGGCAGGUUUUAGACCACUGGGUAAAGUUAUCAGGUAGUGGCCAGAUUGGUGCCACCCCACAGGAGCUGAGCAAGUGUCUUGGGAGUAAAACAUUUUUGAUUACUCAUAUAAUUGCAGCAGAUUAUAACAAAAAUGACGAAAUGGGCAUAAAUAUGUAUAAUUAUUAUUUUACAUAAAUCCAUCCAUUUUCUUCCACUAAUCUGGGGCCAGGUCGUAGGGGCUGUCUAAGCAGGGAUUCCCAGACUUCCCUUACCCCAGACCCUUCCUCCAACUCCUCUGGAGGAAGUAUGUAAACAUAGUCCCUCCUGCGUGUUCUGGAUCUUCCUUUCAGUGGGGCAUACCCAGAACACCUCCAAUGGAGGAGCAAGUGACCCAAACCCAUUACAAACCCUUCAUGUUAUGGGCGACACUUUAACCUCAACCAAGACACUUAAAGGCACAUUUUUUCAAGCCUCUUAAAAUUGAUACAAAAUAUCAGAAAAUGACAGGGAAAAACAAUUAUUAUCAAUAAUUGUGGCUCCUCUUUCAAAAAUCAAAACAAGCUGUUUAACUUGCUAAAUAAUAAUCUUAAUAGGAUUAAGAUUGUCAUGGUACAUAACCUGGACUUGUAGAAGCACUGAGGCUUUGAGGAGAAAUGGGAUGCAGCCCUAUAUCAGCACACAGAACCACAGACAUUGGACCCUGCUGUUGUUGUGUCCUUGGGCAUGACACUUCUCCCUCACCUGUGCCAGUGUGACUGCCUAACUCUCACCAAAACCGAUGGAAGGGAGAAAAAGGGACUCCCGAAAAGCACCUUGGAGGAAUUGGAGAAAGUUGUGAAUCCAUUCCAUUGUUUAUUCCAGAUCAGUCAGUGCUGAGGAAGAGCCUGGUCAUAUAUUUAUAAAAUAUAAAUCAUCUGAUUCAGCCCAAGAGCAUUCUAAAGAUAUUCAGGAAAGGUUCAUUUCGGUUCUGUGAAUGUGACUUUUUUAGUAUACCUGUUCAAAUGAGUAUCUAGUUUUGAUACUAGUUUUAGUAUCUGAUUUUUAAUACUUCUGACGCCCCUAUUUCUAAACUACUAAGAAAUAGUAAAAAUCAUGGCAUAUCCAGCUCUAAAUUUGAGAAUUUUAAGGACUGGUUUAGGGGUAUUGUCUGCAGGAUAAUGCUGAAAUUAUGUAUGCCAAAAGUCGAAUAUUGAAUGUAUUGUUUUGCCCUUUCAUUUUUAAAGCUGCAUUGUGUAACUUGUUGGUGGUAACUUUCCUGCUUGUCUCCAUGGAGUCUUCUUUCCCUGGAAUGUUCCACAGUAUGGCAUUAGACAUAUCUAUCGAGUAUUUAUUUCUUUAUAAGUGCUUUUGAUGCCUUAAAAUGCAUUGAAAAAACAUACGGUCACCUGCUUUUCUCACCCAAAAAACUUUCAAAGAUGGAGUAUUAUGCUUUUUUUUACUUUCUACCUUGUUAUGACAUUGUUCACUCAUCAAAACAUGGCUGAAGAGGUUUUAGAUGUCAUCCAUGCAUGUUUGUGAAAUUUUGCAAUCUCUGGGCCCUAGUUGAACCAUCGUUAGUUAGCUGUAAGAUUCAUUUCAAAAUAAAGGGAUAAUAUUGACAUGGAGACAAGCAGAUGGUGAACCCUUCAUCAGAAAUGUUUUUUUUUCCUCUAAGGAUUUUUGCAAAAACAAUCUUGCCCACCAUAGAUAUGUCCCCCCUUCUCCCUAGAUUGUGAGCGAUACCAGACGGACUUUGGUGGUGCUUUUCUCCUUAACUGUUGAUGCUCAGGGUUCCUUCAGCUCUAUGGAGGAAGUGACACUGGAAAUGUAUCAUGCCUUAAAUGACUCAUGCACUAAUGUUUGGUGAAGACUUCCCCUUUUUCAUUUAAACAGCCCGUACCUGAUUUGAAAUGAUUAUUGUCAAGAUAAAUUCACGUUAACGCAGACCUAUUCGGCAAAAUUACCUUUUUAGAUCUUUGGACCGUGCUAUAGCUGUUUCCCUUCUCAUUUACCCACUCAACCCCACCUGAGUUAUAUUUAUUCUCUUGCAUUCAAGACGUCAUUGUUCCAGUCAACAGCCAUUUUCACCACCACCGGAAUACACCCACUGCUCUGUACUUAAGUCUUCAAUUUUUUGAAUUCAUGGUUUGAAAUCAGGUACAGGCAUUUAAAGGUAUUAGCAGUAACAUGUCUGUCUUGGUUAAAUCUGCACUACCACAACUGAACCUGUAGAGUCAUUCUCUGGUUUUAGUCAUAGGAUCUGGCAACCCAAAGUGAUGAGCUUGUUCUGCUUUUUUAUUGCGUUUUGUUUCUCAAGAGGAUUAUCCAAACUGUAAAAAAAAACAGUUUAACGUCAUGUCAAUGUUUUUGUAAUUUGUGAAUAAAUCAACAUUUCGAUAGUU